AUGGCAAACAAGUUUGGAUUAGGGUCUUUACCUCUAGAAUCUAAAAAUCCCAUGACGACGUUUAUAAACAAAGCGAAACCUUUUUUCGUGGAUCAAAUCGGAGACACCUUACAAGGGGAUAUCGAUAUGAACAAUUUCAAAAUAACUAAUUUAAAGUUUCCAGGUAACGAUAACGAUGCCGUUAACAAGAAAUAUUUACUGGAUCAAAUUCAAAUAGAUAAGGACCAUGUUGAAAAUAGAAUAACUGACGUGAAAAGAUACCUCAGACGAAAUAUUAAAAAUCUUGUGGACGAACCCAAACUACAACAAGAGUUAACGAGUUUGAAACGUCUUAUUCAAGAGGAUAAACAAUUUCCUAUGAAGGUUAAAGUCAAUAAAGUAGUCUUCAAACAAACCGGUAAGGUCGUCAAACAUAUUUCAUUAUUCAAUGAUGGUAAUUUGGAAGAGAAUAUACGUUUGAUUGAUAAAAGGGAUCAGGAAAUUGAAACGAAAAAUGGUAAAUAUGUAGACACCUUUAAAAUGGAAGUAGAAAAUGAUAAGGAUAACAUUGGAAUCAAAGAUUUAGUUAUGAUAUUGGAGACGGAAAAUCCACCAUCAACCAACAUGAUCAAAAUUCCACCAUCAUUUAUAAUACCCGCACACAUACCCGGACCAAUAGAAUCGAGCAGUCAUGAGUUUUUACGAACAACAGACUUUGAAUACGUAAAACUGUAUUUCGCUUUAGGUGAAAAAUACACCUCGAUCGAUGUUCAUAAAAGUCAACAAGAAAGAGAGUUUAUAGUACAUUUAUCGUUUGCCGAAGACUCCAUCCUUGAAGGUGGUGGUUUUAUUUUUAGUGCCAAGAUAAACAUCGAAAAAGAAAAAAUAAAAUAUUCCUAUCAUCUUAAAGAGGACCAUAUGAAAAAAGAAAUGUCGUUAGUACGCGUAAAUGUUGUUACUUUUAAUACCCGAAAAUAUAAUAAUGCUAGGCCAAACAAGCACGCUCUUUACGAUAAUCCGUGGUUCUAUUUAUCGAAAAUUCACCUAAUUUAA
Molecule: messenger RNA, 1032 nt
Organism: Lottia gigantea (owl limpet)
Lineage: Eukaryota; Metazoa; Mollusca; Gastropoda; Lottiidae
Exons: 2
Coding region: 1-1032 (343 amino acids)
Source: RefSeq, a predicted model, not a curated record